GACUGAAGUGGAGAGGGAGGAGGGAAUAAAAAGGGAUGAAGGAGGAAAAGCAGACACUAACAGACAAGGAGUGAGGGAGACACAGUCGAAGGAAGAGAGAGACACACUAUCGCAGCUAUGCCCGAAGCCAAGAAGCCAGAGGCAAAGUCUGAAGAAAUUGCAGCCAAGACAGAUAAGGCUGCAGCAGCACCUGCUGAUAAGGAGGGAAGUGAGUGCAGAGAUGAAUUGCCCGAUGAUGAAACUGUCCCAGGGGGACAGUCCGAGCUGACCGGACUAUUUGUAGAGAGGCCAGAGAGCACUACAGUAAUCAAAGGGAAGAACGUCACCUUUGUGGCUAAAGUGGACUCAUCUGACCUGCUGAGGAAGCCCAACAUGAAAUGGCUGAAAGGGAAGUGGCUGGACCUGGGCAGCAAGGCUGGCAAGCACGUGCAGUUUAAAGAGGCCUAUGACCGGAACUCCAAGGUCUACACAUAUGAGAUGAGCAUCAUCAAAGUAGUGGAAGGAGACGCAGGUGGCUACCGUUGUGAGGUCACCUCCAAAGACAAGUGUGACAGCUGUACAUUUGAAGUCAUAGUGGAAGCCGUACAAGAGGAGCAGCCCGCCAACAUCCUGGAUGCCUUCAAGCGAUCAGGCAUAAAAGGCGCCAAAAAAGGGGGAGAUGCAGGAGAGGAUGCAGGUGACCUGGACUUCAGUGCCCUCCUCAAAAAAAGGGAAAAAAAGGCGAGGGACGAGCCCAAAGAGGAUGUGGAUGUGUGGGAGAUCCUGAAGGAUGCUAAGCCAUGUGACUAUGAGAAGAUUGCCUUUGACUAUGGCAUCACAGACCUCAGGGGCCUGCUCAAGAGACUGAAGAAGAUGAAGAAGGUGGAACCCAAGAAGAGUGAUGCCUUCCUGAAGAAGCUAGAGCAAUGUUACUCUGUGGACAAGGGCAAGAGGACCCAGAUGCAUGUUGAGCUCCAUGACCCCAACGUUCAGGUCAAAUGGCUGAAGAACGGAGUGGAGAUCAAACCCUCUGCCAAGUAUGUGUUUGAGUGCGUGGGCAACAAACGGACACUCACCAUCAACAAGAGCAACCUGUCUGACGAUGCAGCCUAUGAGUGUGUGGUGGGAGAGGAGAAGAGCUUCACUGAAGUCUUUGUCAAAGAGCCCCCGGUCACCAUCACCAAGCUGCUGGACGAUGUGCAUGUAGUGGUGGGAGAGAAGGUGGAGUUUGAGUGUGAGGUCUCAGAGGAAGGAGCCAACGUCAAAUGGAUGAAAGAUGGAGUUGAGCUGACCAAGGAUGGGAAGUACAGGAUAAAGAAGGAUGGGAAGAAACACACUCUGGUCAUCAAUGAAGCAACCAUAGAGGACAUCGGAAUGUACUAUGUUUACACUAACGGGGGAGAAUCCAAAGGAGAACUGGAAGUGGAAGCCAAGGAGCUGGAGGUUCUGCAGAGUAUAGCUGACCUGUCGGUGAAGGCGUGUGAACAGGCCAUGUUCAAGUGUGAGGUGUCUGAUGAGAAGGUGGUGGGCAAGUGGUUCAAGGACGGUGUGGAGGUCAAACCCGGCAACCGCAUCAAGAUGUCACACAUCGGAAGGAUCCACAAGCUGACGAUUGAUGAUGUGAAGCCGCAGGAUGAAGGAAACUACACCUUUGUCCCUGAAGGAUACGCACUCUCCCUCUCCGCUAAACUCAACUUCAUUGAAAUAAAGAUCGAAUAUGUUCCACGCCAAGACCCUCCCAAAAUCCACCUGGACACUAGUGGCACGGGCAGCAAGAACACCAUUGUUGUGGUGGCUGGCAACAAGCUCCGCCUUGAUGUGGAGAUCACAGGAGAGCCUGUCCCCACUGUGUGCUGGAUGAAAGGAGACACUGUGAUAUCGGAGGCGGAGGGCAGAGUGAGGGUGGAAACCAGGACCACUCUGAGCAGCUUUGUCAUUGAGGGGGCGGAGAGGCCAGACGAAGGCCAGUACUCCAUCAUAGUGACCAACCCAGCUGGAGAGGACAGGGCUGAGCUCAAUGUCAAGAUUGUUGAUGUGCCGAACCCUCCAGAGAACGUCAGAUGUAUGGGAGUUGGCGAGGACACAGCCACCAUUACAUGGGAUCCCCCCAAAUUUGACGGGGGUGCGCCCAUCAAAGGCUACCUGAUGGAGAGGAAGAAGCAGGGUUCCUCCAGGUGGACCAAGCUGAACUUUGAGGUGUUUGAGUCAACCACGUACGAGGCUAAGAAGAUGAUUGAGGGUGUUUUUUAUGAGAUGAGAGUGUUUGCUGUCAACGGGAUCGGGAUCUCCCAGCCCAGCGGCAACUCAAAGCCCUUCAUGCCCAUAGCCCCUACCAGUGAGCCCACUCGUCUGACGGUGGAGGAUGUAACAGACAGCACCUGUGCCCUGAAGUGGCGUCCUCCAGAGAGGGUUGGAGCAGGGGGCGUUGACGGGUACAUAAUCGAGUGGUGCAAAGAAGGAGAGGAUAACUGGGUAGAAGCCAAUAAGGAGCCAGUGGACAAGAACACGUACCGUGUGAAGGGGCUGCCAACAGGAGAGAAGCUCUUGUUCAGGGUGGUGGCUAUGAACAUCGCUGGACGCAGCCCCCCCUGCACCAUGAAACAGUCUGUCAUCAUCAGAGAGAUCAUGGAGUACCCAAAGAUCCGCCUGCCUCGCCAGCUAAGAACCAAGUUCAUCAGGAAAGUGGGCGAGAAGAUCAACCUGGUCAUCCCCUUCCAGGGGAAGCCUCGCCCCGUGGUCAACUGGCUGAAAGAUGGUGAGCCCCUGGAGAAUAAGUCGGUGGGCAUCCGCACCAGUGACUUUGACACCAUCCUGUUCAUCCGCUCGGCAGAAAGGGACCACUCUGGGACGUACACCCUGUCUGUCCAGAUAGACAACAUGCAGGACAAGGCUGACAUACACAUCCAGAUCGUAGACAAGCCAGGUCCUCCUAUAAAUGUGAUGGUAACAGAUGUGUGGGGCUUCAAUGCUGCUCUGGAGUGGAAGCCCCCCAAAGACACAGGCAACACUGAUAUCAUCGGCUACACCAUCCAGAAGGCUGACAAGAAGACCCAGGGUUGGUUCACAGUGUACGAGCACAACCGCCGGCCCAACUGCACAGCGUCUGACCUGGUCAUGGGGAACGAGUACUCCUUCCGUGUGUUCAGUGAGAACAUCUGUGGCUUGAGCGAUGAGGUGGCCUUCAGCAAGAACACUGCCAUCAUAGGCAAAACAGAUCUGGAGUACAACAAACCAGCCUUCAAAGAGAAGGACAUGAGCAGCUCCCCCAAGUUUACAGCUCCCCUAGUGGACAGGGUUGUUGUUGCAGGCUACAGUACUGCCAUCAGCUGUGCUGUCCGGGCCUACCCUAAGGCUAAGAUAGUGUGGAUGAAGAACAAGAUGAUCAUUGGGGAGGAUCCUAAAUUCUUGAUGCAGAACAACCAGGGGGUGUUGACCCUGAACAUCAGGAAGCCCGGCCAGUUUGACGGGGGCAAGUACUCCUGUAAGGCCAUCAACGACCUGGGGGGAGGACGAGGUGGAGUGCAGGCUGGAAGUCCGAGUCUUAAAGGAGAAGAAAGAAGGAGACGAGGAGAAGAAAUGAGUUACAGUGACCGAUAGAAACACCAGAGGAUACAGUUCUGCAGGAAUCAUAAUGGAUUAUGUAUAACAGGAUAGACGUGAAUAAAUAUGAUUAGAAUAAAAAACUGGUGAUGUUUUCUAAAUAUGCUCUCUCUAUCUCCCUCUUUUUCUUUCUUCCUCUCUCUAUCCCUCUCUCUCUCUCUCUCUCUCUCUCUCUCUCUUCCUCUCUCUAUCCCUCUCUCUCUCUUUCUUCCUCUCUCUAUCCCUCUCGUUCUCACAUCAUCACCAGUGGCAUGUCAAAUACCAUAUCGGUAAUAACUGAAUGAAUUAUGAUAAUAACAGACCACUGCAUUGAGACAAGCUAAUUGAGAGUAGUAAUAGAGUACCUUAAUAAUAGCGGAACAUUACAGCUCAGAGAUGGAUUCUUCUUAUCUGUGACAUGAACCUGUCAGUGCAACACACAUAAAACAGUCAUUUACCAAA
Oncorhynchus gorbuscha (pink salmon) is the source of this 4020-nucleotide messenger RNA. Its product is annotated as myosin-binding protein C, fast-type-like. Gene Ontology annotation, molecular function: protein binding. Bases 118 to 3576 code for a protein of 1152 amino acids. The transcript has 33 exons. The record is from RefSeq and is a predicted model, not a curated record. NCBI's taxonomy places the organism in Eukaryota, Metazoa, Chordata, Actinopteri, Salmoniformes, Salmonidae.